This is a messenger RNA of Chilo suppressalis (striped riceborer), 1034 nucleotides long. NCBI's taxonomy places the organism in Eukaryota, Metazoa, Arthropoda, Insecta, Lepidoptera, Crambidae. The record is from the annotation of a GenBank genome assembly.
GCUGGUUUGGUUGGUUGACUGACGUUGACAUGUGAUUGAUAACGAAUCUUGCGUGCCGUUUCAGAGUAGGUACCUAGUUUACAAUUUGUUUUCUUUGAUUUUAUCAAAAAUUGUAUACAACUGAUAAUAAACCACAAUGGCAGACCGCCUUACACAGCUGCAGGAUACAAUUAACCAGCAAGCCGAGCACUUCUGCAAUAGCAUUGGUAUAUUGCAGCAAUUUUCAACGCCUAGCAAAUUCCCUGGCUUUGACCGUAGUGGCUCACAAACGCCGCAGCAGCAACAAAACCAAGAAGAUUAUGCUAUGCUGUUUGCGACUUUGAUAUCCAGAUGUGCUAAGGAUAUAGACACUCUUAUUGAAUCACUGCCCAGUGAAGAAAGCUCUGCUGAGUUACAAGUGCAAAGUUUGAGGCGUUUAGAGGCUGAGAACAAGGAAGCUGCUGAACAACUUGAAGAGGUUGUUCGCCAAGGUGAGAUUUUGUUAGAGAAAAUACAGGGAGCUCUCAGUGAUAUUGCACAAUGCCAGCUGGACAUGCAAAAUCCUUUACUUAUACUGAACAAAGAUGUGAAACCACAGUUAUAGGAUUUGAGAAAACACGGUGGCUACCACCAUAGGUGAUUUCUGUAACAAAAGAAUUGCAAUUGGUGGUUUUGAGCACCAUUAAAAUUUAUCUUGAGUUUAUUGAUAAUAAUUCUGUUCUGAACUAUUUUUUUGAACAUGUGAUAAGUAUUUGUGGUAAUUAUUAGCAUUUCAAUUUACAUAAAGUAAUAAAAAUAUUACGUAAAUGAGGAAUUGUAAACAACAGAAAUGUUAGUCAUGAUUAUCUAAACCUAAACUUAAAUUUGGCAACAGUGUAUCAUUGUCAUUCUUUAUAUAGCAUGAAAAAGAGAGACAGAUGUUAAAUUUAGUUUUAAGUUUAAAAAUCAUGCCAGAAUGAACACCAUUUUAUUGCUAUAUAUAAACUAAAGUGACCGUGUAUUUUUUAUUAGAUCAGCGAUUAUUUCGGUCAUCAUCACUAUCUUUUAAAAGAAGC